AUGGAGACAUAUUACGGGCACGUUCGCACACCUGCGGACGCUAUCAUUCUUUUUGAGGCUUGUCGAAUCGGUCUUCUACCUCGUGUGCAACGGCGACUUUCAGAAAAAGAACGACAAUCAAUCAGAUCCGGAUCAGUCUUUGUAUGGGAUGAGCGAGAAGCGGGUAUGCGACGAUGGACCGAUGGAAAAUCAUGGAGUGCCAGCCGUGUUUCAGGGAGUUUCUUGACCUACCGUGAAAUGGAGGGCAAGCGCGGAGGGGGCAGUGUUUCUCAGGGUUCUGCAUCGCGUGGGGGCAAGACACCAGAGAGUCAUGGCAGUGAUGAUGACCGCGGCAACGGAACGGACGAGGGCCCAGAUGGAUAUCGUUACAAACCAGAUGGCCUGAUGAAGCAGUCUUUCAGCAUCACAACGUCCAACGGCCAACACUUGCACUUGAUUAGCUAUUACUCCCGAUCUCACCCCUCUGCCGCCAACUUGCAACAACCCACGUCGGAUCCUGCACUGCGCCACGUUCGGCCGCAGAAAGGUCUAUAUCCGGAGUCGACCGUCAAUGACCAACAAAAUCUCCCUGUCGUUACUCGUGGACCCAUGGCAGGCGCAGCAUACCCCAUCACCCCUCACCCCAUCGGCGCCUACCCACGCUCGACUCAUGCGCAACCAUACCCAGCUGGUUAUGCAUGGCCACCCACCCCUCUAGCUACACCACCAACUGCUUCAAUGCAAUAUGGCCCCGGUCCCGGCUCUGGCUAUCUCCCCCAGUACCGGCGAAUGGGCACUCUCAUUAUGGCCAACCACACCCCCACCAGCCGCAUCAUCAACAUCCAGGUGGACUACCUCCGCCUCCUCACUCACUACAUGAACCGGUCCCCUCGAUCAUUACACGACCCCACACAUGAGCAAAGAAGCCCGUCGAUUUACGGGCAUGCUUUGGUUGACCCCCGCACGGCAUCACCGCGGGUCUCAGUACAGUCUUUGGCACCAAACGGUCACACACACAGCCCUCGUGUCGGAAAGCAGGAGCAUCCCGCCGCGCUGCACUCACUCAACCCCAUCGCUAGGUCACCGAAAGCCGGGGACCCGGCGAGCACCGGGCAUGCAGUCCCCGGCAUCAGCUCACUGGUGAACGGUGCAGCAUUAGCUCCUCUUUCUUCGUCGACCGGUACCACCGGAGGUCCCAAUGCAAGCCCGAACGGAGCGCCCGCACCGGCAUCCUCUGCCGAAGGACCUCGGGAUAUCCCAAAUGAGAAGAUAGGGUUCGGAGGCGAGGAUGUGCGGGCGCUACGCCAGCUAGAUCGCGCUUUCAUUGCGUAA
Penicillium soppii is the source of this 1311-nucleotide messenger RNA. Its product is annotated as camp independent regulatory protein. Lineage: Eukaryota; Fungi; Ascomycota; Eurotiomycetes; Eurotiales; Aspergillaceae. The record is from RefSeq and is a predicted model, not a curated record. The transcript is spliced from 2 exons. Gene Ontology annotation, molecular function: DNA binding. The coding region runs from base 1 to 1311 and encodes 436 amino acids.